Messenger RNA from Tarenaya hassleriana, 1776 nucleotides. RefSeq names its product late embryogenesis abundant protein 50-like. The transcript is spliced from 3 exons. NCBI's taxonomy places the organism in Eukaryota, Viridiplantae, Streptophyta, Magnoliopsida, Brassicales, Cleomaceae. The record is from RefSeq and is a predicted model, not a curated record. Bases 131 to 691 code for a protein of 186 amino acids.
AGGGCUACUUCGAGCUUCGAGUCAUCUGCCCUUCGUCUGGCACGUGUUCAUUUACAUGCCAACCAACGUGUCCAAGGCAUGUUCCAAAGUUACACGCAGGAGAGCGUGAGAUGGAACAGACGAAGCAAAGAUGGAAUGGUCCAAGUCAGAGACGGUGGAGAAGUCUGUCUCAGGUUCUCCAACGGAGUCCGGCGCUCGCAUCCGGAGACAAGCCGUAGAGUCCGUCACGUCGUUCGGUGGGCAGUUUAUGGGGCCGGUGGAGCAGAUGUCGUCAGCGGCAAAGGCACUGGUGGGAAGGUCGACGACAUUGACCGAAGCCCUGAAAGCGGCAUCUAUGAGGGUGGGCCGUAAGCCCGUCGAGGCUUCUGACGCCGCCGCCAUCAAGGUGGUCGAAUCUCUGGCCACCGGAACACAACCUGAGGCUGCCGGAGGUAUCUCCGCCGUCGCUGAAGACGCGGCGUCUCGUAACAUGAAGGUUGGCGUUGGGGAUGAGGUUGGCGGCAUAACUCUCUCCGACAUCAUCGCGGAUGUUGACAACAAGCUGGAGAGAGAUAGAUCAGUGACGAGUGAAGACGCCGAAGCGGUGGUUGCGGCGGAGCUGAGGCAUCACCCCGGCAGCAGCACUACUCCCGGCGGCAUCGCCGAGUCUGUCGUCGCCGCCUGCAAGCUUAACCGCAACCCCUACUUUUAAACGUUUUUCUUUAAAUUAAAAAAAAAAAAAAAGAUGAUUCUUUUAAAGAUAACAACCUUAGAAAUAAAAGAUAAAGACAAUCAAGAACUAACAAUCUUGUAGUUAAAAGAUAAAGACAAAUAAACAAUAAGGUAAUAAUAAAUCUAAAUAGAUAUGGACGUAUGUAUAUAAAAGAAGUAUGAAGGCUGAAAAAUACAGAGUUUAACAUUUUGAAUUCCAACUACAUUUCGAAUUCCAUAAGAAGAGAGAAAGUAUGGUCUAUUGCCAUGUUUUUUUUUUUCAGCAUUCAACGAGAUGAGAUCGGUUAAUCAAUUUAAAAAUACCCGAAUUUCGGGUUCGGGUUCGGGUAUUAAUUUCUAGGUCGGGUAAGAAAAUAGAUCAAGUUGAAGCUGGUGGUUCCUCAUCUCUCCCAAUCGCUGUGGUGCCCGUUUAUGGAUCCUCAUACCUGAGAUAUCUAAAGUAUCUGAUAUGAGGAGUGACGUGUCUUGACUGCGUCAAACGUCGUCUUUAACCGGAUGAUUAUAACGGCGUGCUACCCUCACAAAAGAAGCAACAUCGUUGUGUUCGCAAAACAGACUAGUUUGGCUGAGACAGGAAUAACCAGAUGGUCUGCCGGAUGACUAUUCCGCCGGUCGGAAAAUUUCCGGCCACGGUUCAUCGAAAAUUUCAGUGCCGUCGGAUUUACGCACUGAGCAGUCCCGUAUGGUCUGGCUGCGAACCGUCGGCUGUUGGCGGACUGCUCGAGCUGCUCUCGCAGCGAGAGCGGGUCGCUGCGUGCCGGCCGGGGGACGGACUGGGAACGGCUCUCUCGGGAGAUCGUAGGACUGGUUAGGAUUGUGUUGGGGGCCAUGUAGACUCGGUGUUGUAGGUCUGAUUAGACGUAAUCAGAUUCGAUUCGAUUCAGAUUCGGUUCAGUUCGUUUUUACCACAAAAUUAUAACUCAAUGGUUAAAUUUGGUUCUAGCCAAGCGUAGAAGUUUCCUUAAGAACCGUUCCCCAUUCGCAGGAAUAUUACCAGACCGGACGGUCCAGGGGUGGCGGACUGCACAGAUCAGAAUGGAAGGUCCGCACUGGACCGUCCGUUUC